UUGUUAUUAAUGUAGCUCCGUUCCGGCAGAGUCAUGCAAGCAGCCUGGGGCCCACCUUCAAAUGACAGUCUUUGAUUAUGACGUACUCACAGACGACAUGGCGGGUCAAGUAUUUGCAACGCUAAAUUAUGUCCCAGGCCUCAACACUGAAAUCCCGGCCACCUUCUCUGGGAUCGAGCAAGUGUUAUUACCCAUAAUCCACCCGACACCUGAUGGGAAGCAUUUUGAUAGUAAGUACAAGAGAUGACCCUUACUGGACCUCUAUGAAGAACAGUUUAGGACAGAUAGAACUAUCCAGUAUAAAUAAAGUUAGUUUAGUUUAGGUUUCCUUCUGUAGUAACACUAGAUCAAUAAGAGAUGACCCUUACUGGACCUCUAGCCUCUAGGACUAGGAAGAACAGUUUAGAAAUGGUAGAGCUAUCAAGAAUGUACAUUUUUCUUGCAGUUUUAAAAGCAAGAAGCGAUGAAGCGGCGGUGAAAUUCGUGAAAGAAAGACAAGAACUAUAUAACAAGUUACUGCUUAUACGAGAUAAAAUUUCAAAGAGAGCUUUUAAUAAUUAAUAUCACGCUUAUACAUAAAACGCUUAGCCUUAGGCCUGUUUCAAACGCCGCGCUUCUCAUGUGAUAAUCAGCUGAACUGCCUCAUUAUCUAUUGUUUGAAAGAUCUGUCACGACAUGAAGACAAAAUAGAAAGUAGCGAUUGGAAAAUAUCGACAUAGUUGUGGACAACAAGGGUUGAGAAAAGUUCCUCCUAGGUAAUUCCAGAAGUAUUGAACUUUUUUAACCAUGUUUUAUCAACAACCGUGAAAGACGAGAGUUGAAGAAAGUAGAUGCAACCCUUGCUUGCGUUUGACUGGCAACUUUGAGCUGAUUUUAAUGACGGAGUUUUGGCCUCGCGCAUGCGGUAAUAUCCAGGCAACUCUCAUCAACAUGCAACUCUUGUUCUCAUUUGACCGGGGUGUGAGGGUUGAGAAAACUCUUAUGCAAACUCUUGCUUGACAACUCUCAUCAACUCUCAUUCAUUCAUACAUUCAUACUUUAUUUGAUAAUGCAGGUUAAUUACAUAUGUCAACUAAAAGCUGAUGUGGACCUGCAUUCUCGUUUGCUAUACAGCUCCUCAAUAUUUCAACGAGCCACAUUUUGUACCUAAAAUAUUUGUAAUAAGGAUAGAUAAUAGAACUAGAAUUACAAACUGUGAGUGAAAUGCUGUGAGUGAAAUGCUGUGAGUGA
Molecule: messenger RNA, 1230 nt
Organism: Paramuricea clavata
Lineage: Eukaryota; Metazoa; Cnidaria; Anthozoa; Malacalcyonacea; Plexauridae
Source: the annotation of a GenBank genome assembly